This is a messenger RNA of Lucilia cuprina (Australian sheep blowfly), 4526 nucleotides long. Its product is annotated as nidogen. The transcript is spliced from 11 exons. The record is from RefSeq and is a predicted model, not a curated record. Bases 121 to 4197 code for a protein of 1358 amino acids. NCBI's taxonomy places the organism in Eukaryota, Metazoa, Arthropoda, Insecta, Diptera, Calliphoridae. Gene Ontology annotation, biological process: cell-matrix adhesion. Gene Ontology annotation, molecular function: calcium ion binding.
UUUAUAAAAAAUAAAAUCCAAAAUAAUGCAGUGCAGUUUGUGAAAAAAAUCUUAUCUUAAAAAAAUAUACAAUUUAAGAAAUAAUUAAAAAAAAAAAUUAUUUUUUAUUAACAAAGAAAAAUGUUGUCUUUAAACAUGAAAUCCUUUACACAAUAUUUGUGUUUUUCUACUUUACUACUCUUAACCAUUACAACUACUUCAUCGUCAGGACAUGUUUUGGAUAGUCUACACUUAGAUGAAUUAUACUAUCCUACCAGUCCUGAAUAUCCUGUUUCGAAUUUACCCCAUGGCGAUAGUGAAUUCUUAGUUUGGCAUUUGGACAAUCCCAUUAAUUUUUAUAGCGAAAAAUAUGAUCAAUUAUUUAUCAAUACCAAUGGCAUAUUGACAUUUAAUAUUGAAUUUCCCGACUAUAUCAAUCAACCCUUUCCCUUUGAGUAUCCUUCAAUAGCGGGUUUUUAUUCGAAUGUGGAUACUACUGGUGCUAAUGAUUCGACUUCUAUUUCAAUUUUUAAUUCACAAGAUCCAGAACAAUUGCAAAAGGUUAGCGAAUUAGUGCGUUAUGCUUACAAUGAGCAAGCAGAUUUUGAAGCUACCGAUAUUGUGGUGGCCACCUGGAAAAAUGUUGGCUAUUUCGAAUCGAAAACCGAUAAACUGAAUACCUUCCAGGUCAUUAUUAUUUCUGAUGAUCAGGAUACUUUUGUUCAAUUCUUAUAUCCUUCUGGUGGCUUAAAUUGGUUGCAAGGUGAAAAUGGUCCUUUGGGCUUACCUGAUAUUAGAGCUCAAGCUGGUUUUGUUUCUGAAGAUGGCCGUUAUUUUAAUUUGGAGGGAUCUGGAACUGACAUUGCCCGUUUCUUAAGUGAAAAAUCUAAUGUUGGUAUUCCCGGUGUCUACUUGUAUCGAGUAGGUCCCUUCGACUAUGAACGCAAUGUCCAAUCUCCUACCAAUGAAGACACACGUACCGAAUCACCCUUAUAUUCUCGAUCCUGCUCUGAAGCCGGUCAACGUGUUUGCAGUCAACAUGCUCAAUGUGUCGAUAAAGAAGAGGGCUUCUGUUGUGUAUGCCAACAGGGUUUCUAUGGUAACGGUGAAGUGUGUAUUAAAGAUGAUUUUCCUGUACGCGUAACUGGCUCCAUAAUGGGUGAAUUAAAUGGUGAAAUGAUCGAUGAACGUUCUAAGCUGCAAUCGUAUGUUGUAACCGCUGAUGGACGCAGUUAUACCGCGGUGACUCCCAUUAACACUGAAUUGGGUACCAAUUUAAGAUUGGCUUUGCCCAUUGUUAGUGCUAUUGGUUGGUUGUUUGCCAAACCUUUGAACCAUACCGCCAAUGGUUAUCAAUUGACGGGAGGUGAAUUUUUACACACUUCUAAGUUAAGUUUCGAAACUGGUGAAGUGCUUUUGAUCAAUCAAACCUAUGAGGGUCUCAACUAUUGGGAUCAAUUGUCGGUGAAGAUAGAUUUGCAUGGUCAAGUGCCCCAAAUUAAGCAUGGUUUGAAAUUGCAUAUGGCUGAAUUCACUGAAGAAUAUCGUUUUGUUACACCCAAUGAAUUGCACUCAGUACAGGCUCACGCUUUGGAAAUUCCCGAAGAGAAUAGAGUAAUCAAUUUCCAAAUGGAACAAAAUAUAUAUUUCGAACGUUGUUUACAGGAUCAAGAGAACUCCAUUGCCGGUACUACCUACUUCCAAAAGAUCUCCAAAAUUAUGUUGGAUUAUUUUGAUAGAGAUCAGGCUUUGCGUACUAGUAUUUUAACUGUUGCUGGUGUUACGGCCAUGUCUAACGCCUGUACCGAUGGCACGGCAGUCUGUGGUGAGAAUAUGGUUUGCAUACCCUACGAUGAUAACUACAGAUGUGACUGUCUGCAUGGUUAUGCGCCACAAGUUACCGAUUGGGGCGCAGAAAUCUGUGUUGAUAUUGAUGAGUGUGCCUUGGGUACCCAUGCCUGCAGUGAAAAUGGUAUUUGUACCAAUAAUGAAGGAGGUUUCUCAUGUGUUUGCUUAAAUGGUUAUGAAGGCAAUGGUUUUAGAUGUUUGAUUAAUGACAGCAAUGUGGCGGAUAAUAUUGAGUCAUCUACUCCAAGUAAUGUGGGUGAGACUAUUGUUAGUGUUGAACCAGUGCCAAUGUAUCCAGAAGAUAACGUAGUAGAUAGAGAACAUACCGAAACAGUACCCGAAUCUGUACCAGAACAACAACCUCAACCUUCACCACAACCUCAAUAUCCUUAUCACUCGGAUGAUUGUUAUCGUUGCUCGCCUUAUGCCGAUUGCUUGGAGGGAAGAUGUGAAUGCCGUGAAGGCUUUUCCGGUGAUGGUUUAUACUGCAUGAGCAAUUGUGGUCACGAUGAGGCCUGGGAGGAUGGCAGAUGUGUUAAGGUUAUUUAUGAAGAACCCGAUAUUGAGCCCAGAUGUAAUUUCUUUGGCGAUUGUACCUGCGAUGAUGGUUAUGAACUAAUGGAAGACAUACAGAUGUGUCGUUAUGUCGGUAGCUAUAAUAUCGAUCAUAGAUCAGAAGAUUUUGUACCCUGCGAUGUGGAAUACAAUUGUCAUCCCAAUGCCAGCUGUGAAUGGUUUGAGGUGGAAUUAAGACAUAUCUGUACUUGCAAAUCUGGUUAUUAUGGUGAUGGUUACAAUUGUGCUAUAAUUGAUGAAUCCUGUGCUGUGAAACCCGAAAUCUGUGAUCCUCAAGCUGAAUGCUUGUACAAUGAAGUUUUAGGUCACUCGGAGUGCAAAUGUAAACGUGGCUAUGAGGGUGAUGGUUAUCGUUGUACUCUAGCUCCCGAAUGUUUGGAAGAUUUAGACUGUGGCCAAAAUGCUUUCUGUGAUCGUGAUGUCUGUCAAUGUCAAGCUGGUUUCGAACGUGAUAUGUCCGAUCUCUGUGUGGUGCCCGGUAGUUGUGGUUCUGUAGUAUGUGGUGCUAAUGCUUUGUGUAAAUACGAUCAACAUCAAGAUGUUAAGUAUUGCGAUUGCAUGGACGGCUAUGAGGGUGAUGCUUUAGUGGGUUGCAAGAGCAAACCUAUACCUUGUAAUGUUCAAUUCAAUUGUGGUGUACAUGCUAGCUGUGAACCAACAGAUGAUCCUGCCAAUUACGAGUGUCAAUGUAAUGCUGGCUAUAAUGGUGAUGGUUAUGUUUGUGUUGAAGAUCAAAAUUGCUUAAAUACUCCUCAGUUGUGUGACAUGAAUGCUGCCUGUUUGUCCACCAAUAAUGGUUUGGUGUGCGUUUGCAAUAAGGGUUUCUAUGGCAAUGGUUCCUUGUGUAUUGAAAGACAACAGCAUGAUUCCGGUUUCCUUUUGGUUUCACAGGGUGUUGUUAUAGUGCGUGUGCCUUUGAAUGGUAAAAAUGUUCGUCCCAUUUCUGUAGCAUCCAUGGCUAUUGGUUUGGAUAAGGAUUGUGUUGAGGGUCGCAUUUACUGGGGCGAUAUAUCGGCCAAAAAGAUUGUCAGUGCUAAAUAUGAUGGUACCGAUAUGAAACCAUUUAUUACUGAAGAUAUUGAAUCACCCGAAGGAAUUGCUAUUGAUUGCAUUUCCAGACGUCUUUAUUGGACUGAUUCGGUUAAGGAUACUAUUGAAGUAGCCAGUUUAGAAGAUCCUACUCUCAGGGCUGUGAUAAUCAAUAAGAAUCUGGUAAAUCCACGUGGCAUAGCUGUUGAUCCUUAUAGAGAGAAAUUGUAUUGGUCUGAUUGGAAUCGUGAAUCACCCAAAAUUGAGGUCUCCGAUUUAGAUGGCACUGGCCGUGAAGUCUUGUUGGGUAAAGAUAGUGUUACUUUGCCAAAUUCUUUGGUAGUUUUAGAACGUUCGGGAGAAUUAUGUUAUGCCGAUGCUGGUACCAAAAAAGUAGAAUGUAUUGAUAGCUAUACUAAACAAAUACGUACCAUAUCCAAUGAAUUGACUUAUCCCUUCGGUUUAUCAUUUACUCACGAUCAAUUCUAUUGGACCGAUUGGACCACCAAAAAACUCGAAAGUGUCGAUACUUUGGGUCAACGUCAAAAGAGCAUGCAAAUUCCCUUCUUUGGCAGUCAUAAAAUGUAUGCCAUGACCGCAGUCGAAGAUCAUUGCCCUCAAAUGGAUAGUCCUUGUCAAAUCAAUAACGGUGGCUGUUCUGAUGCUCGCUUGUGUUUGGUCAAUCGUAAGGCACCUUCGGGUAAAAGUUGUAAAUGUACAGCUCUUUCUAAACUCUGCACAGUCCCAAAUCCUUUUACUCUCUAAAAUCUCUCUUUAGUACAUAAACGCUCUUUUAAUUAUCGUAGAGUAUUACACACUUAUGCUAACUAGAGAAGAGAGUCCAAAAAGAAACUUCAUUCGUAAAAACAUUUAUUUAUAAUUUUAAUAUACAUUUACGUUAUUAAAAAAAACACGAUCAUAAUUCAUUUUGUUAAAUAAAGUAAUAUAUUUUAUGUAUUUUUCCCCCGCUUUCCCUUUACAUGUCUGUGUGCUAAAAUUAUGCUCAUUAUUGUUGGCAUAACUUUUAAUUGUGUAUUGCUAUCAUCAUUUUUUUACUAUAAUAAAAAUAAAUUAUUUAAAUUUAAUAAAUAAAA